AUGCCUAGCAUCAAGACAGCAAGUAACGUUCGCAUGCUGUUUCCCGACGUGACCGCCGCUGUUGAGCAGUACCGCCAGGCAAAACCCGAUAGAGAUGCGAGAAAUCUCGCACGGCGUCUGUCAAACGAGGAGGCUAUGUAUGACCAGUUCAUGCAGAAACUUACGCUCGUGGCAGGUCGCUCAAGAGUUGGAGGCGGCGGGGAGGUGAUCAACCAAAUUGAGCGUAGAUUGGGUUGCGAAGCUGCUGAGAGUCUGAGGGCAGAUUUGCAACGCAUGGAAGAUUUCCUACACGCUCUUAAGGCUGACCUUGUUAACGCCAGUCGAGGCACGGAAGUUCUCGUGAGAUUAAGGCGAAAGACUACGAAUUUUCGCGGCAAUAUUCCGAAGACCCCCUUGCAGAGACGCCUCGAUGAGCUUUCAGAGGUGAAUAGGCGUCUGUCGGCUUACUUGGAAGACGACGUGAUUCAAAUACCCACGGUCACUGGGUUCAAGGCCGCAUUGGAAUAUAGAAUCCUAUUCCACCAGAACCAAGGCGAGCUUGUCAAUGCUCUCCGGAUUACCGGCGCGAGACUUACCUGUCUUUGCCGAGAAAGGGAGACACUACACCACGAUAUUCAAUCUCCAUUGUUCUCUGGGGACCCUGGAGAGAAAGCCAUUUCGCAGCAGCAAAGCUUUGCCCACAUAUCAGUCCUGUUUUGUGAGCUCAAGGGGGCUAAUGCUGCCACUUGGUUGACCCAACACAGGAAAACACCAGUCUAUGCGGAAAAGGGACAACACAACGUCAAAACUGAGCAAAGAGACAAAAGGGUCUUAGCUUUCCACAUUGAAGAGACCAGUCUUUCUCCAACAAUGGUCAGAUUUGAAGACCUGAUCAAAAGUAGCAGCCUCGAUUUUGGCCGCACAAAACGUGUGGAGCUUGCUUUCAGACUCAGCUCUGCCGUUUUGCUCCUUUGGAGUGCUUCAUGGAUAAGCAGUUCUCUGAAGUGGAGAGACUGGACCAUAUCGCUGGAUGUACACCCCGCAGGUGAUAUACGUAGCUUUUCUCUCAGCCCUCGUUCCAUUGACCAACAAAAUGCGUUUGGGAAGAAGGCCAACGGGACCGCACUUCCUAUUCUGGACAGAGAGCGCGUGCUUACACUACUUGGAUUGCGCCUCAUAGAACUUGCCUUCGGCCAAACCUUUGACGAAAUAAGACAGCAGGAUGCUACUUUACACUAUGAGGAAACGAAUGAUCGAGACUUAAACUACUUACUUACCGCGAAGCGAAUGCUCAAUAGUCGUCGGAUUAGUGCAGAAUUCGGCGAGGCUUAUGAAGCCGUUGUCCAUGUCUGCAUCUACCAACAGUAUCGAGAACCCAAGGCGGCUCAAGUUAAAGAUCUCAACUUUGGAGAUCCUGCAUUUCUAGAAAGUGCUUCGGUUGCGAUACUACUGCCUCUGUAUCAGGAGGUUCAAAGGAGUUUUGGUUGCCCCUGUUUGAGUGGCCAUCUACUCAAAGAGACUGAAAGACCAGGUGGCAGCAAACCAGAUCCUCAAGGUCGUGAUUACGGAAAGAUCGGACAGAAAGAGAACUUCACGCCCUCCAUUCCUCAGCACGUGGCUGCUCCUGCAACUGAUGAGGAUACAAAUGAGGCGAGCUUUCAAAUUCUGCCCCGCGCUGAUCCGCCCGACUCCCCUUCAGGCCUCUCUGUAGAUGAUACAAGCGAUGACGAUGCCAAUGCGAAUGGUACCACGCAAGUCCGAAGCGACAAUGCAGUGCCUCUCUCAGUUGGCUCGGAUGGCAGAUCACAUGGUCACAUGGGAGUCUCGAAUGUGCACAUGCCCACUACUGAACAAGCGCACUCGAGACUUUCAUCACCUCCGGACAUUGACACUUUAGCAAUAGAGAGCUUGGAAAACGUCGAAGCGAACGGACUGCCAUCAGGAAGGAUGCAGCUAGAUGCUGAAGCUGCGCCUGGAACUGCACAUAUGAACACCACCGCCGGCAUCUCCCAACUCAAGCCACCCAGCCAACGAGUGAGCUCUCCAAGCCGUGAUCUAGGUGCUGCAUCAGAAUAUUCAUAUGACACUAUGACCGCCACCACAGAUUCUGCAUUCGCUUGGCUCUCUGAUUAUACUGACGACCCUCCGUCCAUGCCUAGGGAUCAUCCACUCUUGCUAUUCAAGGACGUUGCUCUUCGCAUCUUCUUAAGGGGCUUUCAGACUUGGCGAGGACGUGGUUCAGGACCAAGUGAAGCAUCAGGUUCGAUCCACCAAUCGAGAUCUUCAACAAAGCGGACAUGGGGCCAGCCCGGCAAGGACCAUACCGCUGAUGACGGCGAAGGGGAGAACUCUUCAAUGAGCCCAAGUGUCUCCAAUAAGAAACGACGCGUAAAGGAGGAUAAACUUUCGCUCGGCUGCCCCUUCUUCAAGAAGGAUGCCAUGGCUCACCAUCGCUGUGGGACGUACGUCUUGACGAGAAUCAGGGAUGUGAAACAGCAUUUGACGCGGCGCCAUCAGAUGCCAAUAUACUGCCCUCGUUGUAUUCAGACAUUCGACGACGAGAGUGCCCGGGAUUCACAUGUGAGAGAUACGGUCUGCGAGCAACGGCCAUAUGGCCAGCUAGAGGGCAUCACAGAACAACAAAAGAAACAUUUGACGAGGAAAGCACCAGCAAAUCAGUCAGAGGAGGAGCAAUGGUACGGGAUUUUCGACAUCCUCUUCCCGAAUCAUAGUCCUAGGCCCGGUUCUCCAUAUGUGGAUCCCGAUCUUCUGCAGAACGUGGUUGGUUUCCAAUCAUUUCUGACUUAUCACGGGCCCCGAAUUCUGGGAGAUCUCUUGACCAACCACGGUGCUGUGACAUGGAACCUUCCGGAUGGGGACUCCGAUGUUCGAGCUUUCCAACAGCGAAUCCUCGAAGAAGGGAUACAAACGAUCUGCGCCCAGUGGAUGAGCCACGGCGUGGCUGGGUUGUCGAAUAUUAGGACCACAGAAGCAUCCACGGGAGGCCAUCAUGACAGUAGUCAACGACGAGUGCCAGAGCAUCCUACGCCAGCCGCAAGUCUCUACACAGACCAGCAGCAGUCCCCGGAUACGCGGCCAAGCUUUUCACUGGCAUCUUCCUACGUUCCUAGUGAAAUAUCUUGGGGCCAUGAUGGGGACUGGCUCGCGAAUCUCAACUUGGAUGGUACUGAAGAUACAGGACUUGAUCCCAUCACGCCAUCAGAUAGGGAUGAGAUCAACAAGAUCCUUUCUACCCAUGCAGACUUACGGAACCAUGUUCGAUACCCGCAUGGCGAGUAA
This is a messenger RNA of Neoarthrinium moseri, 3279 nucleotides long. RefSeq lists its product as uncharacterized. The coding region runs from base 1 to 3279 and encodes 1092 amino acids. The record is from RefSeq and is a predicted model, not a curated record. Lineage: Eukaryota; Fungi; Ascomycota; Sordariomycetes; Amphisphaeriales; Apiosporaceae. The transcript is spliced from 3 exons.